AGCGGGUUAUCUGACAUUUAAAGGGCAUUCCAAGGUAGCAUGGCCGAAGCGAAACUAAGGGUUGGUUGUCGUGUUGAAGUAACAGGGAAAGAUGUUUUUGGGACAGUUGCUUUUGUCGGAGCAACACAAUUCUCACCAGGUAAAAAAAAGUUCUGUUCUCAUCACGGACUUAGGAAAAUGGGUGGGUGUAAUACUAGACGAGCCCAAAGGGAAGAACAACGGCACGGUUCAGGGGAAACGCUACUUCACAUGUGAGGAAAAUUUUGGGAUAUUUGUGCGCCCAUCUCAGCUUACUCUUCUAGAUGGUCCGGAGGGAUCAAGCGUAAUGGAGUUAUCCACAUGUAGCGUUGUUUCCGAAUCAGGUGCCACUUCAGAAUCAAGCGAAGUUGCGAAACUUUCUGGUUCGACAUCUUCGUUGUCUGUAGGAUUGAAAACUGCUGAGACAGUUAAAGGACGAACUUCAAAGUUACCCGGUCUCAAACGUUCUCCUCUAGCUAGUUCUACUUCAUCUGUGAAGGAUAAGGCUAGUGUACCUGCCUCAGCUGGUAGAAUUCCAUCAGAAAUUAAAAAGACAUCACAAGAAAAAGCUGAAGUCAAAGAAGCAUUUGAUCGUUAUCGUGAAGAAGUAACUGAAAUGGUUGAAAAUAUAGAAAUGGCCACUUUGGAUAAAGAAAUGGCAGAAGAAAAACUAGAAACAUUGACUGCAGAAAUUGAAUUACUUAAGGAACAAGUAGAAGAAUUAACUCUUGAGAAUCAAAUCUUGAAAGAAGAAUCUGAAGAAAAAGGAGAUAAAUUACUAGACACUGCAUUCGUAGUUACUUAUUGUAUUCUACGUUGUUAUCUCUCUUUCUCUGUCUUGUGGAAAAUACCAGGUGGAGUAGCAGUCGGUGUUGAAGGCGGUCCAACUCCCUUACAGUUUAAAAAUCUUGAACAACAAAAUGAACGAAUGAAAGAAGCACUGGUCAAGCUACGUGACUUAGUUAAUCAAGAUAAAUCGGAAAUUUCAGCUUUAACUAAACAGAUUACAUCUUUAGAAUCAGAGGUUAGUCAACUGCAAACAGAAAAAGAACGAUUAACAAAAGAUGUUAAAGAUAGUGUUGAACAAAUUAUUGAAUUAAAAGAACAAGUGGAUGCUUCCCUUGGCAUUGAUACAAUGGUCAGUCAGUUGACACAACGUAAUUUAGAACUGGAAGAAGCGCUUGAGAAAAUUAAAGAAGAAAGAAAUGAUCUGGAAGCUCUUUGUGAAAUGAAUGAUGAAUUACAAGAGAAUAGUCGUGAAACAGAACUUGAACUACGCGAAGAAAUUGAACGAUGCAAUAGUAAAAUUAAUCAACUUGUACGUAAUUUAGAUGCAACACGUGAAACAAUUGCAGACUAUGAACAAACUUUUGUUAAAUUUAGAGAUUUAGUCUCUGAUUUACAAACACAAAAUACUGAUCUGCGUAGGUCAUUAGCAGAUGGAAAACGCUUACAAGAAGAAAAACAGCAACAAAAUGCCUAUCCUACAGUUGCAACAGAUCUUGUCGGUUCUACAGCUGCAUUUAUGGGGGGUAAAUUUGGACUAGGCUCUCAAGUACAAACUCUUGCUAAAGUAAUUGAAGCUGAAUUAAGACGCCUUGAAGCAGAACAAACUGCAAAUCAUGUGACGCGGUUAUCUGCUUUCUUACCUGACUCAUUUCUCCGACGUGGUGGUGAUAAUGAGGCAUUACUUUCACUUUUGUUAAUCGAUCGACUAGCUGGGAAAUGCGAUCUGCUGGCUAAUCAUCUUGUUGAACGUUAUCCAUUGCCUCCUUGUGUUCCGGGUCAAGCACCGCUACAGAUGCCUCAAGGUGAAACCAGUACUACUACUACUGCUACUACUACUGACAAUCCAACUGAAGUUGUCAGCGGAAUUUGUAUUCCUGGUACUAAUAAUCCACUGCCACCGUUGACUAAAACAAAAUCAGAAUUCUUUAGUUUUAUAACUAGACUAAUUCAUCUACUCCGGUCAAUGUCUUCUUUGUUAGGCCAGUGUAAACAGGAAUAUGAACAAACCCUUGAUGCACUUCAAGCAGAUAUUGAAGCUUUAGAGCAGGAGAAAGCAGAACUUAAAGAGAAAUUGAAAACUUUAAGUAAAAAAGCCUUAUUCGAAGGAAUCAUUAAAACUCCAUUGGUCACUGGUCAAACUCCAUCUAAGGGUCAGACUGCUACACCUGAAACUCCUUCAGUUGGUAAACAAACUUCUGUUGAGGGUGCAUCACCUUCACCUGGUCCUGCACGUCUAGCUGCCUACAGAGAUGCUUCAUUCAUGUCAAUGGAGAUUGCAGCCCUUCGCGAAGCUGUCCGACGUUUGUCUUCUGAGGUAUCUAAGCUACGUGGUGAAAAGAUGUUUAAUCAAAUGAAAAGUCUUGGAACUUUGCCAAAACCAAUACGUCGUCAAUAUCUCAAAGCUGUUGAUAAUAAUACCGCGAAUAAUGAAUCUCAACCAUCAUCCACUACAGAAGAAAAAGAAGAAGAAGUAGAAAAAGAACAAAAGCCUAUGAUAUCACAGGUGGCACGUGAGGCUGAUGCACUUCGAAAAGAAAUGUUUUCUGUUAUAGCUAAUCUUCAAAUAGUUCGAUUGCCUAAGCCGUCGAAACCAAUUGAAGAGCCUCCUUCAGGCGCUGGUGAUGGAUCCACACAACAACAACAGCAGCAACAACAGUCGGCUAAAGCCAUCGUGCCUACGCCUACAAUGCAAUUCAAUAGACAGACUGCACAAUUAGUGAAAUUGAAAAAUGAUUUAGAAAAGUUACAACAGCGUGCAGUUGAAGCUAUCAAGACAGAAAUUCCAGGUGCAUCAAUUCAAGCCGAUUUUACAUCCUUCCCAUCAGUAAAAUUAAAACGUCUAUUUAAUGCUGAAAAUAAGGAAAAUCUUCCGCUACGUUCUCGUUUAGUAUUCCCUGGUGGAGAUGAUUGUAAAAUGAAUCCAACAAAAGUUUGCAUGACUAGAGAAGAUCAACAGAUUCUACAUUCACAUUUACUUAAAUAAAUGCCUGUUGUUUUAUCAUUUGUUGUUGUGUUUUUUU
This is a messenger RNA of Trichobilharzia szidati, 3047 nucleotides long. NCBI's taxonomy places the organism in Eukaryota, Metazoa, Platyhelminthes, Trematoda, Strigeidida, Schistosomatidae. The record is from the annotation of a GenBank genome assembly.